This is a messenger RNA of Colletotrichum tamarilloi, 363 nucleotides long. RefSeq lists its product as uncharacterized. The transcript has a single exon. The coding region runs from base 1 to 363 and encodes 120 amino acids. Lineage: Eukaryota; Fungi; Ascomycota; Sordariomycetes; Glomerellales; Glomerellaceae. The record is from RefSeq and is a predicted model, not a curated record.
AUGCUUUGCAGUAACAAAUGCAAUGUUAGGAGGAGGAGGACGACGACGACGAGGUUGUCCGUAAGCCGCAAACCACUCUGGCGCCGUUCAGCACUUGCCUUGAAUGAGCCAUACCCGCCGCAUUGUAAUUUGCCAUCCCUCUUUCCAUCUAUUCAUUCGGUUUACAUUCUUGCUCAACCCGGCCCAUUACAAUCAUCCUCGCUGUAUAAGAACCCCUCGAUUUACCCUUGCCUCCUGCACCGAAACCUUCACGCUCAACAAUCACAUCGGAGUCGCACAAGUUUGAAGCUUUUCAGCCAAUUUAUUGCAUGUACUGUUAUAAAACCCUUGACCCAGACAUUUACAUUUGCUAACCACCGAUGA